CGAUUCCGAGCCCAAAGCUCAAGUUCAACAAUCAGUUAUUCCGUCUUUCUCGCGGUACUAGGGUCUGCAAAAUUCCCUUCUACCCUUAAACUUGAACCCUUCCUUUCUCACCACCGUCAACACCACUGUCUUCACCCUCACAAUCAGUGAAACGUAAAAAAAUACUCACAAAAGUUCGCUAUGGAUUUCGACGACCUAGAUGCACCUGUAAAACCUCGGGUCUCGCGGUUUGCGCCAAAAUCAUCAAAAUUCAAACCUAAAAAAGAAGAGCCAUCACUCGUUCCCAAAUCCGAACCACCGCCACUCGCUUCUGCUAAAACAGAACCACAGGAAAUUGAUUUAACCGCGCCCACUCCGGUGAAGCAUGAACCUAAUGCUUCCGUUAAAACUGACGCUGAAUCGAAGAUUGAAGGUAAAGUUGAUUCGAGAAAUGUUGAUGUGGAAAUGACUGAGGCGGUUGAUGGUUCUAGAGAAGUUAAUCCUAUGGAUGAAGAGGAUACAGUUGUUCGUGAAAUUGAUGUGUAUUUUUCGCCUUCUAUUGAUAAUGACACGAAGUUGUAUGUCAUGCAAUAUCCUUUGAGACCAUCUUGGCGGCCUUAUGAUCUUGAUGAACAAUGUGAAGAGGUUAGGUUGAAACCUGGGACUUCAGAAGUAGAGGUUGAUUUAUCUAUUGAUUUGGAGUCAUAUAAUGUUGAAAAAGCCACUGCCGAUAAAUUGAAAUAUACAAAGCAGACUCUGUCAACUACGUGGAAGCCGCCUCCUGCAAAUGGCUGUGCUGUUGGGCUUCUUAUGGGAGAUAAGUUGCACCUUCAUCCAAUUCAUGCAGUUGUGCAGCUCCGGCCAUCACGACAUUAUCUCGAUUCUGGGGGCUCAGAAAAGAAAAAUGUUGCUACGUCAAAUAACCAGAAUAAGCAGACAACGCCGUCAAUGGAGCAAAAGAGUGAUGGUGCGCCUUCAAUUGAGCAAAAGAGCGACAGUAAUCAGUGCUGGGUUCCUCUCGAGUACCAUGGUUGCAAGAGUGAUAUCUCAUCUAGAUAUUUUCAGCAAAUGGUUACACACGAAAGUUCUCCCAUAAACUUUGAAAUGAGCACGUAUGACUACAUUGCUACACUAUGUCCUGGAGUGAGCAGCAACACUUUAGCUAAAGGUCCUUCUAAAAGGUAUCUUCUAUCAUUGCCGGUGGAAAAACGUCUUCAGACAUUGCUGAUUGAGGGCCCUCCACUUCACCGUUUUAGUGCUAUCAAGCACUUUGCUCCUGAAUGCUCUGAUGACGAACUGCUGAGUGUUCUGGAGAAGCAAGCACAAUUGCUGCGGGGUUACUGGGUUCCAAGAAGUAGCUUGCUGUUUCCUACAGGCGGUAUAGAAAGUCUGGCAAGAAAUUAUAUCCUUGUAAGGUUUCACAAGAGUUUGACAGUUAAGUCUGAUGAGCUGAGAAGGCUCGGUGGCGGUGAACUUGGUAAUCGCAUGAAACACUUUGUGAUGCAAUUUGCUUUGGAAAAGUUUGAUCUAAAAUCCAAAGAAAAUUAUUGGAAGUUCAAAGAGCUUCCUGACGAGUCCUUCAUAAAAGAAUUUCCAAUUGUUGUUAAAAAACAAGAAGAAAUUUUUAAGAUCUUGGAAAAUGAGGUAAAUAGUAUUAUCGGUACUCUUGGAGGAAAAAGAAAACUUAAAAGUGCUAUAACAAACAGUGGUGUCAACAAUGCUCUUUUUACAUCAACAAAUUCUGAUCCACGGGCAACAAGUUUGGGUGAAGAUCCUCCUAGGAGCAUGACCAUGUCAAGUGAAACUCGUCAUGCUCUGCCAAUUGCCCUCAAGAAGCUUUUUCAAACUCACAAAGUUUGCAGCUUCCAAUUGAUAUGCCAAGAAUUGCGUGGAUUGGCACUUGCCCAAACUAUGCUCCCAAAGGGAGGUUCUAAAAUGUCUGUCGAUGCAGCUAAUAGUCUUGAUGUUCCACAAGACGAGCUGAAGGCUAUCUUGGGUGAAGUUGCAUGUGAUAUCCAUGGUUGUUAUGUGUUAAAAUCAGCACAAAAUGAUCCAUUCAGAGAUGUUGUAAUUGAUAUGCUUCGUGGAAGUGGACCCAAUGGGAAGCUAAAGAAGGCUGAGAUACUUGAAGCUGCAAGGAGAAAACUCGGUAGGGAUGUCCCCAACAAUGAAUAUAUCAAGGCCGUGAGUGAGUUAUGUGUCUCAAAAGGUUCUUUCUGGGUCUUGAAAAGCGGGGAUGGAAGUAAGCAAUGAUACAAAGGCCAACUGAUUGCUUCUGCAGAACUUUCAUUAUCCUACUAACAAAAUUUUGUGGGUGUUCUAAAUUUUUGUUGGAUUGUCUCAUUUUGUUUGAUAAGGAAAUUUUCUUAGCCUUUGGUGUGAUUUUUUUUAUUUUUUUAUUUUUUAUAUAAUUUUUAAAGAGUUAUUUUUUUAUUUUUUUAGAAAAAAUUUAAGUUUUUCCAAACACGUACUGUCCCGCAUAAAACGCAAGGGUGUCCUUUGUUAUCUACUCUUUCAACAAAAACAAACCUUGUUAACAUCUGAUCGAAAUCAUAUAUGCUUAUUAAAAAAUGUGAACAGUGUAUCUUUUUCUUUCAUUGUGUAUAGUGAAGUUCCUUUAAGACAAAUUACGGAGGACGCCAAAUUCCACCAAGGAACGUUGGCAAUUGCAACGA
Molecule: messenger RNA, 2654 nt
Organism: Medicago truncatula (barrel medic)
Lineage: Eukaryota; Viridiplantae; Streptophyta; Magnoliopsida; Fabales; Fabaceae
Product: DNA-directed RNA polymerase III subunit RPC5
Exons: 14
Coding region: 181-2232 (683 amino acids)
Biological process (GO): tRNA transcription by RNA polymerase III
Cellular component (GO): nucleus; RNA polymerase III complex
Source: RefSeq, a predicted model, not a curated record